CGGGAAACGAACAUAAAAAAAAUGAGGAAGAAGUUACAGAUCUAAACACAGCAUGAUUCCGAUGUCUUUAGAUUAAUUUAUUCACAGUGACGGAUUUAUAAUUCAUUAGAAUAUAAUUAGGGGAAAUUAUAUGAUGGCUUCAAACCCGCCGGGACAAGGAUUUCAGAAUAAAAACCGAGUGGCGAUUUUAGCUGAGCUGGAUAAAGAGAAGCGACGCCUGAUCCAGAGUCAGUCCAUGAACAAUCCAGGGGCCACGAUUCCACUCUCCAGACCACCAGUGAAGGAGUUUCGGGAUCACGCGGAGCAGCAGCACAUCGCCGCUCAGCAGAAAGCAGCUUUACAGCACGCACAUGCUCACUCUUCAGGCUACUUCAUCACACAGGACUCGUCAUUUGGGAACCUGAUCCUCCCUGUGCUGCCUCGACUCGAUGCAGAGUGACGAUGAAAAACACAGUUGUUAAAAAGACACUUUUCCUUCUACAGAAAAACUCACUUUAACAGAAGGGUUUAAAGACAGAAUCUCCUGUAGCUCCCUGUCUGAUUUUAGUCUUUAAUGAUGGUAUGAUGUUCUAUUUAAUAUAAAAUAAAGAAACGUCGACUGCAGCUGAUGCCGGUCAUCUGUUUGAUGCACUGAGUGCAGAUGAACGGAUGAAACCUGGGCUGAAACGUGGCAAUGAAAUGAUAAUGAUUCCAUUCUAAUCAGUUUAUUGUAUUUUACAAAUCCUUUUGUGAUGUUGCUUCUUUAUUAUUUAUUAAUUUAGCCAUCACUGUGUUAGAAGCUUCAUUAAUCAGCCAUUUAAUUAAUAACCAAAACACAAAUCUGUGUCUGUCAGGUGAAAACGAUGUGAACGUUUUAUUUGUUCUUCAAAUUAAACUUUUCUGAUUAAACCUGAAA
Molecule: messenger RNA, 895 nt
Organism: Tachysurus vachellii
Lineage: Eukaryota; Metazoa; Chordata; Actinopteri; Siluriformes; Bagridae
Gene: inip
Product: ints3 and nabp interacting protein
Exons: 4
Coding region: 131-439 (102 amino acids)
Biological process (GO): DNA repair
Cellular component (GO): nucleus; nucleoplasm; SOSS complex
Source: RefSeq, a predicted model, not a curated record